Colossoma macropomum (tambaqui) is the source of this 2071-nucleotide messenger RNA. RefSeq lists its product as uncharacterized. The coding region runs from base 484 to 1473 and encodes 329 amino acids. The transcript has 2 exons. Gene Ontology annotation, biological process: positive regulation of cyclin-dependent protein serine/threonine kinase activity; brain development; activation of protein kinase activity. Gene Ontology annotation, cellular component: cytoplasm; protein kinase 5 complex. Lineage: Eukaryota; Metazoa; Chordata; Actinopteri; Characiformes; Serrasalmidae. Gene Ontology annotation, molecular function: cyclin-dependent protein serine/threonine kinase activator activity; protein kinase binding. The record is from RefSeq and is a predicted model, not a curated record.
ACACGCAGCCAGUUUCUCUGAAACAGCGCCGCUUUUCACUCCUACGCUGAGCUGAGAGGAGCGGAGCGACGCUGCAGCCGGACUGGAUAUUUAAACCGGCUGUUCGCGCUGCUUCAAGCCAUGUUGAGAGAAGUUCUCCGCACGUCUGGAUUUGGUGCGCGUUUGAAAAGCAGGGCAUGCGUGUUGACAGUGUUGUCCACUCAGUUGGACUCUUCUAGCAUCGCUUGUGCUUAACUGGGGGUCAAGCCUUUGAGGUGAAUGAGUUUUGCCUCCUGGCUUGGAGACGCACCGUGCAUGCACAAGUUGGAGCGAUCUGGACAUCAACCGUGUAGGGUCCAUCUUUGCUGUUUACCUCUCUUGUCUUGCUCUGAGGGAAUUCAGCCACUAAACUGGAGCAAUAACACAGUCUGACAUCAGAGGUCCUCCUGCGUGAGCCCACGCAGUUUAACCUUUGGAUCGUGGGGUCUCGUCAGUCCGCUCGCCAUGGGCACCGUGCUGUCCCUGUCUCCGGGUCCCCGGAAACCUGGUUACUAUGACGACCGGCCAGGGUCCCUCAGCCGCUACCCGAGCUUGAGCAGCCGCUCGCUGAACUGCCCUCAGAAGGAGCGUGGCGGCCUCAAGCGAGGACAGUCCAUUUUCCUGCCCGCCCUGACCUGGAAGCGGCUGGUGGCCUCUACCAAGAAACGGGGCAGCUCCAAGAAAGCUUAUCCAACCCAGGGAGCGGUUGGAGCUCCACUUAAUAACAACAAUAUAUACCAGAACCAGAAGGACCCUUCCGUCUUGCACCUCAAUCGUGAAAAUGUGAAGAAAUCUCUUUCGUGCGCCAACCUCUCCAACUAUGAAGGCCCAGCAGGUCUAGGCCUGGGGAUGGGCAUGGGAAUCGGGCCUGCCUUGGUAAGCUACGGUAAGCCUCAGCAGCUUUCUUCAGUCAAGAAGGUUCCUCACGGUACCUGCGCUGGGUCUCCGAAGCGUGUGAUCGUCCAGGCGUCUACUAGCGAGCUCCUGCGCUGUCUGGGGGAGUUUCUGUGCGGUCGAUGCUACCGGCUAAAGCACCUAUCCCCUGCUGAUCCAGUUUUGUGGCUCCGGGCUGUGGAUCGAUCGCUUCUCCUCCAGGGCUGGCAGGACCAGGCCUUUGUAACUCCAGCCAAUGUGGUUUUCGUAUACAUGCUUUGCCGUGAUGUGGUGGAUGGCGACCUUGUUUCGUCAGAACAUGAGCUCCAAGCCAUUCUCCUAACCUGCCUCUAUCUGUCCUACUCUUACAUGGGCAAUGAAAUAUCCUACCCUCUCAAGCCGUUUCUAGUGGAGGCAGCCAAAGAGGCCUUUUGGGACCGCUGUUUGGCCAUCAUCGAUGCCACAAGCUCUAAAAUGCUCCGCAUCAACGCAGAUCCACAUUUCUUCACGCAGGUUUUCGCCGAGCUCAAAAGCGAAGGCGGCUGCGGCCCGCAGGACUAUGGCCGGCUGCUGGACCGGUGAGUGCAGAGGAGAAAAAGAAAGAGACAGAAAGAGAGAGAGAGAGAAAAAAAGCUCCCUCAACACAUCUUUGCGUCUUUUGUGUCCUUGUCCUCAAAAAUCAGCCCUGACCUGAAAUUCAGUAUCUCUUAAUACCUCAGCGGUGUAAAGAUCUGUAGGGCCACUUCAAAAUCAUUCAAUCAUUGUCUGAUCUUCUCAGGCGCUUGACCUUCGACACUGCCUUGACAUUCGUCAAAAAUCGGAAAUUAAAUCUGCUUUUUGACCAAUUUCGAAGCAGAUGCGAGGUGCCUUGAAAAUGGAGUAUGUUGAUGAUUCUUUGCAACUACGUUUCCAGUAGUAAUUCUCAUUGCGACAUGUGGCCAAAUGACCCUGGGUCAUCAGAGAUGUAAGCAGUUUUCCCUCAAUGGGACGGAACCUAUCACUAAAACGAAUAGAGACAAGAAACAAGACAAUAUUAACUUGUCCUCUGAGCCAGUUUAAGUCUAAAGCUCUGCCCAAGCCUCUGCCCAGGUCAUUCUGAGGCACAGAAACUGAACGGCACACACCUGACAUUACUUGAACGAUGGGUAGUCCGUCCACCCCAUCUUAGCAUCUGCUCCGU